UGCGCCGGCCAAUUGCAAGUAUUUUCUUCUUUAAAAAUUAAUUAAAUAUCCUUUUUUUUCAACCCUUUUAUUUUUCAAAUUAAUUUAUACCUUUUAAAUAUUAUUUUUAGAAAUUUAAAAAAUUCGAUUUUUAACAAUUACUGUAUUACCGAUUUUGUAAAAUGAAAAUAAAGAUGACGCUGUGUGUAAUUUUUGUAAUUUGAUGUUGUCAUUUGACAACAAAUAAACACGUAUGACGUAUGUAAACACAACACUUAUCAAAAAUAAAAUAAAGUUGUUACUUGAUAAUUAAUAAACAACCACAAAAAUGGAUAAAAAAUUUGAUAUUAAUGAAUUUACUGAUGCCUGUUGGAAAGAUGUAUUAAUUAAAAUAAAUAAUGCUGCUGUUUAUAUUGAUCAUGGAGCAACAGAAUGUUUACACUGGUUUAAUGGUGACAAAGCAUAUUUAUCACUUAUUGAUGCUGGUGCACAUUCUGUUCAUGAAAUGGCAUUAUUUAAUUUUCAGUAUGUCAAAGUUAAAGGAACUAAAAAAGUUGUAUUUAUCAUAACAUCACCAGAUUCAUCAUUUUACAAACGAACAUUAAAAAUAAUUAUUGAUAAAAAUACAUUUGAAGAUUGUACAAUUGUUUGUGCUGUUCAUAGUACAAUAUUAAAAUAUUCAUUGAAUGAAAAUGAUGAUGAUCAAUAUGAGAUGCUCAAAAACGACAUAUUGAGUUGGAUGAAAAAUAAAUCAACAGAUGCAUCAGUGGAAAUAAUGUUUAGACCAAUUUUCAUAGCUCCAAUAACUGAGCAAGUAUUUGUAACACCACCAAUUGAAAGGCUAAUGCCACCAAUUGAUGGAAAAAUAACUGAUGAAUAUCAAUCAAAUGCUGAUUAUUUUGUCAGUUUAUUUCAUAGUUUAUUUACACAGCUUAAUAUAAAAGAAGAUAUUUAUUCAAUUGGUCAAUUUAGUGAUUAUAUUGCUGAUAAAUUAAAUAAUUUACCAGCAGCUGUUGAUAGAAAAAAGAUGCUGAUUGGAAGAUCUGGAGUGUCAUUAAUUAUAAUUGACAGAACAUUGGAUUUAUGUACAGCAACAAAAAAUAAUAAUGAAUGUGUUUUAUCAAGAAUAUUAUCAACACUACCAUCAUUGCCUUAUCAUCACAAUGAUGUUGCUGUUAACAUGUCUCCACUAUGUUCAGAUUUUCAAGAAAGCCCAUUGACAUUGACAGUACCAGGAUGUUUAGCAACAAAUGACAAUGAUAACUUUAAUAUUUUAAUUAAAAAAAAACAAAAAGAUGUAUUGUUGAUAUUAAACAAAUGGAUUGUUGAAAUUUUAACGAGUGAUAUACAAAGUCCACAAGCAAAAUUAUCAACACGUGUUACAGCUCAUAGUUUAGAAAAACUUGUCUUUAAAUUUCGUGAUAAUUGCAAUAUUAAAAAUCUUGAAAAACAUAGUAAAAAAUUACAAAUAAUAAUGGCAGUUAUACAAUCACUUAAAUCAGAUAAAAGUGGUAAAUUAGAUUUACUUGUUAGUUUGGAAAAAUUAAUAUUACAAAAUUUAGCUGUUAGUCGUGAUUCAACAAGUAUUUUAUCUCAGAUAAGUAAUAUAAUUAAAAAUCGUACAAGUCGUGGUCUAGAAAUGGAAGAUUUACUUGUUCUUUUAAUUUAUAUUUAUUCAAUUUCUGGUACUGAAAUACAUUUUUCAACUCAACAAGAACAACAAUUAAUAGCUUCAUUGGAAAAUGCAAUUUUUGAAGAUAUUAAAAAAUGCAAUGAUAGUGUAUCAACACAUGAAGUAUCAGUUUAUCAACAAACAUUACUAUUAUUAGGUGUAAAAACAGACACUGAAGCACAUGAACUAUCAAUAAAUAUAACAAAAAAAAUAAUGAAUAAUCUACAUUUAAUAUCUGAACAACGUAAAAACUUACAUAAUUAUAAAGAUAUGAUUGUUAAAUCAAAUCCUCAAGUAAUGGCUGAAUGUCCUGGUAUUGUUGAACGUCUUGUUAAUGAUUUAUUAGAUAAAACACAACCAGAAAUUAUUGAUUUACAAAAUAAAUCAUCAAAUUUAUUAUCAGCUGGUUUUAAUUUUAUGUUAAAAGGACGUACCACUGCACAUCCAACUGAUAAUCCAUGGAUAAUAAUUUAUGUACUAGGUGGAAUAACACCAGAAGAAGCUAAAAUUGUUGAUCAAAUAACAACACAAAGCUCAACACAAAUAAAAAUAACACUUGCUGGUUGUAAAUUAUUAAAUCCAAUUGAUGUUUCUGAUAAAAUAUUGUUAUCAAAUAUUAUAUUAUAAAUAAAAAUAUAUUGUUUUUCUUGUUAAAUCCAAUUAAUUCCAUUAAUAUCAAUCGUAUAAUCAAUUUCAUUUGUUGAAUUUAAUGUUUCAAUAAAACAUUUAAAUGUAUUUUGUUUUUCAUCUCUUUGCAAUUUAAUACGUUUAUUUAUUUUUCCAAUUGUUGGCUCAUCUGAUAGAACAAUUGUUUCUUUUAAUGUUGACGUAAUAUCAGUUGGUUUAACAUAAAUUAAUGGAAUUUUUGAAUGAUACGUAUGUUUUUGAAUUGUCUUCAUGUAUGUUUUAGCAUAAUCAUCAAUUAUCCAUGGACCACCAUGUUGUCUAUCUUGCCAAUAAAAUGCAGUUAUACUAUCAACAA
Messenger RNA from Aphidius gifuensis, 2633 nucleotides. RefSeq names its product sec1 family domain-containing protein 2-like. The transcript is spliced from 6 exons. The record is from RefSeq and is a predicted model, not a curated record. Gene Ontology annotation, biological process: vesicle-mediated transport; intracellular protein transport. Bases 308 to 2278 code for a protein of 656 amino acids. NCBI's taxonomy places the organism in Eukaryota, Metazoa, Arthropoda, Insecta, Hymenoptera, Braconidae.